Messenger RNA from Mauremys reevesii (Reeves's turtle), 8124 nucleotides. It is a transcript of the gene CACFD1, whose product is annotated as calcium channel flower domain containing 1. Bases 224 to 748 code for a protein of 174 amino acids. Gene Ontology annotation, cellular component: membrane. Lineage: Eukaryota; Metazoa; Chordata; Testudines; Geoemydidae. Gene Ontology annotation, biological process: vesicle-mediated transport. The transcript has 5 exons. The record is from RefSeq and is a predicted model, not a curated record.
AGCUGUGCUGCUGCUGGGGACAGAGGCUCUCCAUUGUCAGCAAGAGCAGAGCAGCUGUCAGGGGCCAGGCCGGGUCCCUGGGGCGGUGGUGAGGGGCCCCACCGCAGGACGGGUGUGAGGAGCUGUCACUGACUCUUCUGGGGGUGUGUGUGGGGGUGUCCCCUUCUGCUGUGGCUCAGGUGCAAAGGGGGGGCUGCCCCAGCCCUUGCAGAGGGGGCACACAAUGAGCUCCCAGGAGGAUCAGUUCCAACAAGCAGCCCCUGCCCCAGCUGCCUCUUCGGCGGACGAUGGCAUGACCUGGUGGUACAAGUGGCUGUGCAGGAUCGCCGGUGUCAUCGGGGGCGUGUCCUGCGCACUUGCUGGCCUUUGGAACUGCGUGACCAUCAACCCCCUGAACAUAGCAGCUGGGGUGUGGAUGAUGUUAAAUGCCUUUAUCCUGUUCCUGUGCGAAGCGCCAUUCUGCUGCCAGUUUAUUGAAUUUGCAAACGCGGUGUCUGCGCGGGCGGAUAAGCUGCGGCCCUGGCAAAAAGCUGCCUUCUACUGUGGGAUGGCCGUGUUUCCAGUCAUACUCAGUCUGACGCUGACCACGUUACUGGGAAAUGCUAUCGCUUUUGCAACAGGAGUGCUGUACGGCUUGUCGGCGCUUGGCAAGAAAGGGGAUGCCAUUUCCUAUGCAAGAAUCCAGCAACAGCAGAAGCAAGCGGAUGAGGAGAAGCUAACAGGGACUCUGGAGGGGCAGGCGCUGUAGAAUUCCCUCCUGGGUGACCUUCCUGUGGAGCCACAUCCUGCCGACAGUGAGACUUUAAAAACGCAGUGGAAAUCCGUUCUGACACGAAUCUGAUCACUCUUCUAUCAAUUCCUUGGGGAACUUUCCAAACACUGCAGCAACUAGAAUUCCAAGGGGCAAGAGGUGACACUUUGCUCUCCAAAAUAACCUCGAAAGAGCCUCACAUGGAGGCGUCUCAGUCUGUGAGUAUUGCACAUUGCAACCGGAAGACGCAGGUUUCACUGGGAAGAAGCCUCUUGUGUGAUUAGCUGCCCUGCCCAGCCCAGGUUAUACCCAGCACCAAAGAUCUGAAAAUCCCUUUUUGCCACCAGGGGUGUGUGACUUAAAUCUCAGCUGACUCUUCAAGUGCUGCUUAGCAAAGCCGAUGGUAUGUACCCAUUCCUCAGCAAGGUCCCUGGUUCACCACGGGGGAUUGAGAUGUACAGUGGGGUUUUUGCUGGCCAUGAUUUCACUUGGGAGCUAAUCUGGGCAUUGCCUGAGAAGAGCUGGAAGAUGUACCUGGAGCCCUGCGUUCUGGAUACCUGGCUUCUGGAAGGUGAAUUAGGAACACUGGGCAAGCUCGUACCCUCCCAGCUGAGAUGCUCUCCCCCAUUUCCAGAGGGCACUAUGGGGCCAGUUUCUGGUCCCACUGAAGUGAUUGGGAAGUUGCCUAUUGGCCCUGACAAAAAGUCUGGCUUUUUGUGCACUACAAGUCUUCAGUGGUGCUCUGUGGUACAGAUUUUUAAGGGUGUCCUAUGCUAAUCUAGGGGUUAAUGAUAUACAGUAGUGCAGAUGGCUGAAUAGAUUGGGUUAGGAACUAAUUGAUCCUUGGUGUUGCUUUAUUUUAGGGUUUUAGAUUAGGGGCAGUUAGGUCAGGAAUUACUGCCAUGUAGCGAAACACCUUUGACAGCACAAAAGUAACUUAAGACAAUAACAAACCCUCCAGAGACCUGAUCGGAAGCCCACAGAAGUUAAUGGAGAGACUCCCACGAUCUUGAAUGGAUUUUGGAUCAGGUCCUAAUACGUGUAGAGCACAACCUCCACAUCCCUCUGCGUAUAGCUGCAGGCAGCGGCUGCGUUGCACAGAGGACUUGAACCAGAUCAGCUCCUCAGUUUGCCUCCGUAGGGAUUUUUUUUCCCUUUUCCUGUUACCACUCACCCUUUCACUGGAGGAAAAGGGGAGUAAGAAUUUCUUUCCCUCAGCAGAAAUGAUGGUAACAUUCCUUGAGCUGAGCAGGAUUUUGCUGGUCCUGUCCAUUUAAACGGUGACAUAGGGUAACUGGUAUGAAGGAAGGUCCCUUGCUCAGGUGCCCAGAUUCUGAUUUGGAAUCUUAAACCUCCUUAGGUGCUCUUUCUCCUACUGCCUCUCCAUGCAGCGUCAGUACCUACGGAUGUGGGACAUAGUCUUUUUUUCUGUCCCGCGCCGACAUUAGCAUUUAGGCUCAUGCCAAAAAGCAGGUGGUUUGCAGCCCCCCGUAUUGCUGCUGCGUGGGCAGGUGGCACGCUUUCCCCUGCAGCGUUGGGAUGCCUCAGCUCUGGGAAGCGUUCUACGCUGCAUCCGCCUGUUAAAAUUUGCUUAGGAUUCUCUAAGAUGAACCAACUCACUUUAUACCAUGGAAUUUGUGUCCUGCUCUAAUAAUGCUUUCGCGUCCCCCACCCCCUGCCGCCGGCCUAUCAUCAUGUGUCGCUGAGAGGAUAGCCUGGCAGGUUGUAGUGCUCUUGCACAGAGUCAGGUGCAUUCGUUGCAUCCAGCAGCAAGGACACUGCCAGCCCACUCCAGCUCAUAUUGUUCUCCCCUAGUUAACUUUUCUGUCCCAAGUUGCUGCUACUUUAAAGAGGCCGUGCUCGCGAAUGGACCCUCUGACUAGUCCAACUAGACACUACAUACUGUUUGCAGCUGUUGCCUCCCCUAGCAUGCUUUGUGACGGUUUGAUUUCCUUUUAAACUGUGAAAGUAAAGGCCUCAUCCUGUCCUGGAGCCACUAGACAAAGUGCAGAUAAAAAUAACAUUAACUCUAACCUGGUGCCUUGGAACUUGAGCCCAGAUUCUGCGCUCUGAGUAAUCCAGAUUAAUUCCACUGAGCUCAGCGGGUGACUCUGGAGUUACACUGGUUUAGCUGAGAGCAAAAUGUGGCUCUUAGCUCACAGAAGAAAAAGGCGACAUAAUAGCUUUGUGGGUUUUAACAAGCUAUAACUGUACACUACACUUGAGAAGUCUUACACAUCCUACAGGUGUAACCAAAUGAAUUCAACUGUUCGUCAUCACUUCCUGUUUUACCCUGCCGCUGUGCACUGUUAAACUGCUGCCGCGUGCUACCCCAGAGGUGGCUACAUUUUAAAGCAGGGCUUGAGGAUUCUCGGUGGUGCAGUUUUGGGAUCUUCUUGGCCGGGAAAAAAAGAGGCUCUUUAGUAAUUAGUAUGCAUCAUACCCGCUUUCUACUUGGGCACACAGGCUCUGAUCCUGCUCCUGUUCAGCUCAGUGCUGAAACUCCCAUUGACACUGUGGUGUAGGAUCAAAUCCACAUUCACCAGUUUUGUACUGGAUGGACUACAGAACUCGCUUCUUCUAUAGAACAUUCUACAUACACAGUGCCCUGAUCGCAUUCUCUGUUUGAUUCUCUUCUGCCGGGUAUGGAUCAUUCUCUGAGUCCACUUCCCUCUUUUCUCCACACUGACCCCUACACUGUCUUCUGAUCAUAGGUUUACACUGGAUUUAUGGUUUUGUUUUACACUGUUGCUUUUUGUUCUCGUUGAAAAGUGGAAGAAUAAUUUAUUUUGGGGUAUUUAAGUAUUUCUGCUGGGACUGUUCUCACUAGACAUAGAAGGAAACACUAUUUAACAGAGGACAGUGUUUUGCCAUAGUUCAAGGGAAUGCUUCGUUUAAUUUCAGGUGUCUCUCUGGGCAAAGAGAGGAGCCCUAGCUACUGUAAGAAAAUGCUCUGAACUGUUUCAGCCUUUAGAGUAAGGUGCUGUUUAUUACACACCCAGGAGAGGGAUUUACCAACCAGCUGACCUGUCGCUUUCCAGCCCCAGAGUCAGUGUGUGAAAUGAUCUUUUUAAGUUGUGUUCACAGUUUGGCUGACACCAUGUUAACAACAAUCCAGUUCAGAUCCGGUUGUGGCAGCACAGAUCCUAUAGUCACUGAAGUCAAUGGCAAAACUUCACUGACCUCAGUGGGAGCAGGGUUGAGCCCUGUCUUGUGGAAAAAUCAGGCUGCUGGUUUGAUUUUGCUGGAAGGCAUUAGUGUGUGUAUUGUAGAGUGAGCUGAUGGUGCCUCCUAAGGUUAUUGGGGCCAAGGCCUCAGCUGGUGCAAAUUGCCGUCACUCCAUUAAAGUCAAAGGAGCUCUGCAGAUUUACACCAGCCGAGACUCGAGCCCAGUGGUUCUCAAACUUUUGUCCUGGUGACCCCUUUCACAUAACAAGCCUCUGAGUGUGACCCUCCCUUAGAAAUGAAAAACACUUUUAAAUAUAUUUAAUACCGUUAUAAGUGCUGGCGGCAAAGCUGGGUUUGGGGCAGAGGCUGACAACUUGCGACCCCCCCCCCACCAUGUAAUAACCUCUCAGCCCCCUGAGGGGUCCCGACCCCCAGUUUGAGAACCCCUGAUCUAGCCCAGAGUUUAUUGGACAGACAGACAGACUCACAGACACGCAUAUGUCCCUGCAGCUCAGUCUUUAGCAGCUAUUUUGUUCCACAUCCCCCUCCCUAGGAUCUUAGCACCUCCAUCGCUUUACGUGAAUUGUCAACCCAGAUGCCACUGUGUUUAAUAAAUGGUCUGAUCCCAUUUGUGAGCCACUAGCUCCGUGUUAGAGCCGCAUUACUGUACAUGGACCUUCCUGCACAUGGAGCAUUGACUUUCCAGGGUAUUUGAGUUACUAGGUAGCAUGGCACUGGAUAACUUGCACCACUAAUGUCAAUGGGCCCUUCAUGGCAUGGAUAACGUACAGUGAUUCUGUGUUUAAAGGAUACCUCAGAAUAAGACUGGUGGUGGAGCGUGUCAUGUGACAGCAGCCCUGUCUGGACAGUGUCCCUAUGCAAUACCUUUACUAGAUAAAAAAAGAAAAGUGUAAUGUCCCAUUGAGUGAAUGGGACAAUUGCACCAUUGAUUUCAAUGGGGUUUAGUGAAGUUAGACUAGUAUUCAGUAGAAGGAUAUCGCAGAGUAAAGCAUAGAGUUGCUGGCAUGAAUUAGUGGUGAUUGCUUUGUUCUGUGAGUAGUUAUACGGUAGCCUGAAUAAAAGGAAAUUAAAAGCAAAGCAGAUGUGAUAGACUAACACGGAGUCUAACCUACGCCCACAGAAGUAAGCCAGUGAAGUGGCGAGGUCCUUCAUUCACCAUGCUGUGCCUAGAUUCCUGUCAGGACGGGGUUCUCAGAAGGCCCCUGUUACAAUAACAUCUGAGCGCUUUUUGUCCUUUCAAAUAUUUACUAAGAUUGGCCGCUUGCAUGGUCUGAUCUUGCUUCCGUUGGUGUCAAUGGCAAAACUCCCCCAGACCUCAGUGGGAGGUCUCAUGAGAUCAUCCUGUGCUCUGAGCCCCAGGGUCUGGGGUCAGGCCCCAAUUCAGCAAAGAACUUAGGCAUGUGCUUUGGCCCCACUGACUUCAAUGAGCCUUAAGAACAUGCUCCGAGUUAAGCAUCCAGCAUGAAUUGGGGACAUAAGGACGUUUCUGUAAGGAUGGAGUACAAGCCUUUGGCCAGAAUUUUCAAGUGGCUACUAAACUUGGGUGCCUCAAGACCCCCAGGACCUGAUUUCCAGAGGUGCCAAGCACCCACUGACUUCAGGACCAGCAUGGGGCACCCAAAAUUAGUGGGCCCUUUUGGAAACUUGGGCUUUAAAGCCCAAGACCCUCUUCGUGCUGCAGAUGACUCUGUGAUAGUUGUUAUCAUGACUGUAGACUUCAGCAGGCUGACAACCCUCCUUACUGCUGAAUUCUGUAUUAGACAUGCCACAUAAAGGGCUUUUAGGAGCAGCAGCAGUAAAUACAGUUGUAGUUAGCCUGGCUCUGAUCCUAGCAUGGAUAAGCAAUUACUUUUGGGGGUGUAGCUAAGACCCUUAAGAUACCAUUAUGAAUACAGUAGUGAGUAGCUCCAUUCACAGUGCUGGGCGGUUAUUAAUAGUACUUGCUGAGCACCGUCAGGAGCUGUACAAGCAUAGAUGAAGUUCCAGAACCUGCCCCAGGGAGUUUACAGUCUCAGUCCAACCCCGACACUAACCCUUCAGACGCUGGUGAUGUGUAGGCUGCAGGGGGGUCUUUACAGACAAGGAACCCCUGUGUUCCAUGUGCGCUGGGUCAUGCUGGAAAGGCCUCUCAGGAGAGAACUUUGGAGGUUGUAUAAUGUGCACAUUACAGAGAGAUGGGAAUUCAUUGGCUGCGAAGAGGGUGGCAUUGCAAACGAACGAUACGCAGGUACUGGGUGCAAAGGUGCACACCCCCACCAGACACAGGGCCGUCUGGGCAGUUCUCGUUCCCAACGCGCAUUUGCACGGCAUAAGCAGAGUUACUAAUCUCUCCUCGUCUAUUUUAUUCAUAAAAGGUGACAGCGCUGUAUUUGCAAGCUCCAUUUCCAUCUGGGACAAUUUUACACUGGGCAGUAAAGGGAAGACUUGAAGCUUCAUUUAUACUAUGUACCUAGGCCAUGCUGCUCUAGAAGGCAGCGAGUGCUGGUUUUGUAAGACUCAUGAAUUGAUUCUUUGUGUAUGCAGUGAAUAAAAGACCAUUCUACCUCCGGAAAGAGCCACUGUGAUUUCUGAGACUUUGGACUGAAUAGCAGAAUAUGGACCGGCGUGGGUAUAAAGGAAAAGGAGCUACACUCAAAGAAUAAAGUUCUCAUUAUAGAGAACAACCCAACAUCCUUCCCAGUUUUAUACUCAUGCAAAACUCCCUUAGGCCAAACCCUGAGGUUCUUGCUCUGGCCUCACUCACUCUUUACUCAGGCAAAAUGCCCACUGGCUUCCAUGAGAGUUUCAAAGACUUCAGGAUUUGGUCCGAAUGCAUUUGAGAUGGAAGAAGUCUUGGGCAGGAUUUCCAAAGGUGCUGAGCAUCCGCGACUCAAGUAAGAACUGCAGGGAACCCUUACAGUGCUGGAUCACACUUAGUCAAAUCCUAGCCAGUGCAUGGUAGAUAUGGGCCUGAGCUGCAAAGUUUGGGUCUGGAUCUGAAAUUUCCUGAAGUCCAGAGGAGUCUGGAUCUGGAGUUCUGGUUUUGACCCGUCUCUACCUUCUACUAACCUGUCCCAUGCAGUUUGAAAUGUUUCAUCUGAAGGGAAUUCCAUCAUUGCUCUUAGGGACCAUUCUCCAGUCUAAUCCAGGAGGCCUCAGUAUUAAGAAACCUUUCCUGAUAUCCAGCCCAAAUGUACCAUGUCUUAAUUUCAUCCCACCACUCCCAGUUCCAGUGCAUUGAGGUGUACUAGUAAUGGAAGGGAGCAGGCAAGUCAGUGAAUCAUCUGCUGGUACAGUGUUCGUGUGGCUGGAUGAAUGGUUGGACAGUCAGUCCAAAACCAGGGUCUUUGCUGUUCUGGAAACGCCAAGCUCCUUUGGUACGGGCUGCUGUUCAAACCCUGUACAAGCUACUUGCAUGGUUGUGUUUGACCCAGGGAUAGUGUGGGCAUUGGCUGGUGCUACGGUGAGACCGUCAGCCUGCAAGAGACUAGGGUAGCCCUGUGGUGAUGUUGCUGAGGAUGGUGGUGACAAGGUGCUGCUAACCAUGUGUAGCGGAAAUCUCAAAGAUGGGAGGGCCAACACAUCUCCAAGAGAGGCUUUCCCUGCCUCCUUCAGUGGCUGAACAUGGGAAGAAAAGCAGCUCUCACACCCUCUUUGUUAGAACAAUCCCUGGAGGGGGAAGGACCUGUCUGUAGCUACAGCAAAAGUAUUGUCUGCACCUAAUGUGUCUCCCUACAGUGGGGCAGCUGCACUAGCAUUGUUUGUUUCUAUUCCCUUUCUUUGUUCUGUUCUAAGGAUCCUUUCUGUGUGGACUGAAUUUGGUCUCACUCCUGUUUAUUAGGCAUCUGGUGUAAUGUGCAGUUUUAGCAAUAAAAUGUGGCAGCUUUUUAUAUGAAAAACUCUCUCUCCCUCUUGCUGCCUUUUUUGAAAUCACUGUUCAUGUAAAAUUCCAAGUGAUGCUGCACAAAAGAACAGACAUUUCCCAGGUGCAUAUCUGGGAACUGUGCAUUGGGAGGGGUCAUUAGGACAGGCACAGUCUCCCUCAGUGCAGGGCACUGCCCUGGAGCGUCAGAGCCUUUCCUUAAAAAUCAACGUGAUGUCUCUUGCCCCAUGAUCAUGGGAGUCAAAACCACUUUAUUGUUGCAACGGCACAAAGGGCCUUUGCCAACCCACCCUGGGCAGUGGCCAGCAAUGUAAGCUCUUGA